CAUUAUCAGUUUAUUUUUGUUUUGGUGUCAAAUUGAAAACUGAAAAAUUUAAAAACAAAAUCAAUCGCAACUAAAAAUUUAAAAUUUCCCUUAUAAAACAAUAUUUAUUGGUAAUAAACUGAACUUCUUACAAGCAUUAAACAUGGCCACGUCAGAUGCACCGGCAAAGUAUGCCUACAAAAUUCCCGAAAAGCUGAUCAAAACCCGAGCCGAUAUGGAAUUGUGGGAACGUUCAGAGGCAUAUUACGACGUGUUCGGUUUCAUCAGCAGUAUGUGUGUGGCCCUGCAGGGAACGAAACAGAGCCAACCUUUGGAGCUUAGUCCGAUUAUAGAGAAGUUGAUCGAGGCGUUGAAACGAUUGGAACAACUGGCAAUAGAAACUCCUCCCGUUGAUCAGCCGGCUCGUUUCGGAAACAUUGCCUUCCGGAGCUGGUUCCAAAAGAUGCAGGGCGAAACGGCCAAACUGAUUGAACAGGCGAUUCCUGAACAUCUGAAGGAUGCCGUCCCGGAGUUGAACGUAUACUUUCAGGAAUCAUUCGGCAAUGCAACCCGGAUCGAUUACGGAACGGGACAUGAAUUGUCCUUCAUCAUGUUCCUAAUGUGUUUGUUCAAAAUCGGGGCCAUCGAACGGAAGGAUGAGGUUGCCGUCGGAUUAAGGCUCUUUGUUCAGUACUUGAACUUUGUACGAAAGCUGCAAGUGACCUAUCGGAUGGAACCGGCUGGAAGUCACGGCGUGUGGAGUUUGGACGAUUUUCAGUUUGUUCCGUUCAUUUGGGGAAGCGCCCAGUUAGCUGUUAGGAGUCCGAUUGAGCCAGCCCAGUUUAUCGAGGAUAACAUAAUCGACGUCUACCGGAAGGAGUACAUGUUUGUGAGCUGUAUCGAUUAUAUCCGUCAGGUUAAAACUGGCCAUUUUGCGGAGCAUUCUAAUCAGCUGUGGAGCAUCAGUGCUGUGCCGUCGUGGGCAAAAAUCAGCACCGGUCUGAUCAAAAUGUACCAGAAAGAGGUCAUGUCCAAGUUUCCCGUGAUUCAGCACGUUUACUUUGGGUCUAUCCUCACGUUGACCCCGGUUAAACCAGGCAAAAUGCUUCCGAGUCCUCGUUUGGGAAUAUUGCCAAGAGUAAACUUGGCUACAGUGGCUGCUCCGCCGAAAUUUGAUGCCGCAGAGAGCAAAUAGGACACAUGGGACUUAUCUAUUGCUAUUUUGUGAAUCCGUUUCAAAUAAAAGUUCGAAUACUAAA
Aedes aegypti (yellow fever mosquito) is the source of this 1238-nucleotide messenger RNA. Its product is annotated as serine/threonine-protein phosphatase 2A activator-like. Lineage: Eukaryota; Metazoa; Arthropoda; Insecta; Diptera; Culicidae. Gene Ontology annotation, biological process: mitotic spindle organization. The record is from RefSeq and is a predicted model, not a curated record. The coding region runs from base 143 to 1174 and encodes 343 amino acids. Gene Ontology annotation, molecular function: protein tyrosine phosphatase activator activity; peptidyl-prolyl cis-trans isomerase activity. Gene Ontology annotation, cellular component: cytoplasm; protein phosphatase type 2A complex; nucleus. The transcript has 2 exons.